UUUUUUGCGUUUUGAAACACGCUAUUUAUUCAUCGGAAGUAUAAUGCGCAUGAGAUGUGUGAACGAUUUAUUGCGAUUGUGAUUGCGCUACUGGCAACAGAAGGCGAUCAAAAUUUCGUUGGCUGUUUUAUAAUUUAAUGGUUUUCAUGAAUGGACUUGGACCAGACCCUCUGCCAGCCAAGGAGGCAGAGGGCCCUCCAGUACAAGUGGAACCAGUGGAUCUUAGUCUACGAUCACCAAGAGGAUCCAACCACCAUGUGCAUCACAAAUCAUCAGCAUCAGCGUCGUCAUUCACAUCAUCUACAUCAGCGCUACAUCAAAAUUACUCGCUCAACUCGUCAUCGUCGGCGUUCUCUUCAACGGGAUCUGCAUCAGCUCAAUCCAAGCGUCCCAUACCUCCAUUACUUGCAGCUUCACCCUUCCUCUUUACAUAUCGACGUUUCAAGGACGAAACUAAUAACAACAACAUAAGCUAUGCCAAUAACAAUCACUACAGUUACAAUAACAACAUGUCGGCCUCCUCUCUCACAACUUCAACAGCAGCUGCGGCUGCUGCCGCUGCAGCUUCCCGAUCAAUAUUUCACGACUACGAUCGGAAAUUCAGCCUGCUGAGCCUUUUCAAAAAUCCAUACAAAUAUCCCGAACGACCGCCACCGAUCUCACCAAGAGCAGCGACGAUACCAUCGGCAUUAUCAAUUACUCCAGUAUCAUCAUCAAGAAGCUACAGCAAUAGUAGUUCAACUUCAAAUCCUGCCAUUAGUAGAUUAAGCUCAGUUGUCCCUUCGUCGGGAUCUUCGUCUUCCUCGCCGUGGAAGGUUAUGGCGGCAGCUUCUCAAGCCCUAAGUCCUUCGUACAGCUCGUUCACAUCAUCGACGGGGAGUGCUUGUGGCAAUCGCAAAAGUGCUUUUAGUAGUAUAGGAGGAGGAGGCAUGUUGGGCAGUGGAGCCUUCAGCAGGUCAGACGAUGCAAGUGCCAAUGGUAGUGAUCUCUCGAAAAACCGCAAAGUGCACAAAUGCGACACUGAGGGUUGUGAUAAGGUCUAUACGAAAAGUUCCCAUCUAAAAGCUCACAAAAGAACACACACGGGUGAAAAACCCUACGUAUGCACUUGGGAGGGCUGCAUAUGGCGUUUUGCGCGUUCCGAUGAGCUUACUCGACACUUCCGCAAACAUACAGGCGUGAAGCCGUUCCGAUGUAAACUCUGUACGCGAUCGUUUAGCCGAUCCGAUCACCUUUCACUGCAUAUGCGUCGACACUGACACCAAUCAACUAUUACACAAUGACAUUCAUCACAUCUCUCUUUUUCUCUUACUCUGUCUCUUUUCUUUUAAUAAUUUCCGUUUCGAUUUAUUUGUUCAACUCACUGAUCUUCAAUUUUAUAAAUUAUUUAUUUUAGUUAGCGAAAUGUUGAAGAAAUCCGGAGAAGCAACAAGAUUCAUUCAAAGAAUUUUUUUUGUAUUUUUAUAGCCAGUUGUGCCAGCCAAAUCGAUCAAACGAGGGGGCUUGGCAAUGAUAUUAUGUAGGAGUAGGUAUAUAUUUUUUAUACAAAAGAAACAGAAAAAAACGGAACUUAAUUGCCAGUAUACUAUAGCCAGUUAACAGAAAACCAGUUUAAAGGAUAGGUUAGAUUUAAGGCUUUAAUUUAAAAUAAAUAUUUUAUUAUAUUUAAGUUUAUGUAUUAAAUAUUUUUUUUUUAUUAUUAUUAUUUUAGAACGAAAAAUCUCAAUUAAGAGGCCAGUAAAACAUUUUGUACAUUUGUUUUGUUUUUUUUUUUAUUUAUUAUUUUUACAAUAUUUUUAUAAUAAAUUA
Molecule: messenger RNA, 1809 nt
Organism: Episyrphus balteatus (marmalade hoverfly)
Lineage: Eukaryota; Metazoa; Arthropoda; Insecta; Diptera; Syrphidae
Product: Krueppel-like factor 6
Exons: 5
Coding region: 138-1259 (373 amino acids)
Biological process (GO): regulation of transcription by RNA polymerase II
Molecular function (GO): DNA-binding transcription factor activity, RNA polymerase II-specific; RNA polymerase II cis-regulatory region sequence-specific DNA binding
Source: RefSeq, a predicted model, not a curated record